GGCGUCGCUGGAGGGGGUGUGCCCGCGAGGAGGGGGCUUCGCGCCGGGGCCGCGGCGCGGAGGAGCGCGGGGAGGCGCCGGGGGAGGAGACGCGGGGGCCGGCGGGCGAGGCUUCGCCGGGCCGGGCGCGCGCUCGCCGCCGUCUGGGAGCCGCGGAGUGCCGAGCGAGGCCGCCGCUGCCGGCCCGAGGGAGGCCGCCCGGGCGCGCACGCUCGCCGAGCCCGGCGCGCCCCGCGCUGCGCCUGCCGCCAGCUGCCGCCGGGCUCGCGCGGUCCGCUCGCGGCUCGCGGCCUCGGCCUCGGCUCUCCGCCUCCGCCCCCUCGGAUCCCGCCCUCCGCUCGCCCGCUCCGGCCCCGGCGCGGCUCGUUUCGCAACCGCUAGCCACUUGCCCCGCGCCCGGCUGUCCUGCCCGCCCCGGCCCCGCUCCUGGAGUACUUCGCCCUGCGUCGGGGAGAGGGGCUGGCAGAGGGCGGGCGGCGCGCCCUGAGGAGGAGGAGGAAGCCGGGCCCGCAGGAGGCGGCGGCCCGUGGGGAGGGGACCCCACGCCACCCUGUCUGGCCGUGCCCGGCCGCCCCGCCCCUGCGCGCACUCCCUCGCGGGCGAGCUACUUUCGGACGAGGAAAGUGAGGCGGCCCUGGGUGACAGCGCCGCGGGGCCAGUCCCGGGCUCAGCCGCGCGUCUGCUCGCUCUCGCCGUCGCUCUCCAGCCGGGGCGCAGCCCGGACCGAGGAUGGCUUCGACCACCACCUGCACCAGGUUCACGGACGAGUACCAGCUCUUCGAGGAGCUCGGAAAGGGGGCAUUCUCAGUGGUGAGAAGAUGUAUGAAAAUCCCUACUGGACAAGAAUAUGCUGCCAAAAUUAUCAACACCAAAAAGCUUUCUGCUAGGGAUCAUCAGAAACUGGAAAGGGAAGCUAGAAUUUGCCGUCUUUUGAAGCACCCUAAUAUUGUGCGACUUCAUGACAGCAUAUCAGAAGAGGGCUUUCAUUACUUGGUGUUUGAUUUAGUUACUGGAGGGGAACUGUUUGAAGACAUAGUGGCAAGAGAAUAUUACAGCGAAGCUGAUGCCAGUCAUUGUAUACAGCAGAUUCUAGAAAGUGUAAAUCAUUGUCACCUAAAUGGCAUAGUUCACAGGGACCUGAAGCCUGAGAAUUUGCUUUUAGCUAGCAAAUCCAAGGGAGCAGCUGUGAAAUUGGCAGACUUUGGCUUAGCCAUAGAAGUUCAAGGAGACCAGCAGGCGUGGUUUGGUUUCGCUGGCACCCCUGGAUAUCUCUCUCCAGAAGUUUUACGUAAAGAUCCUUAUGGAAAGCCAGUGGAUAUGUGGGCAUGUGGUGUCAUUCUCUAUAUUCUACUGGUGGGGUACCCGCCCUUCUGGGAUGAAGACCAGCACAGACUCUACCAGCAGAUCAAGGCUGGAGCUUAUGAUUUUCCAUCACCAGAAUGGGACACAGUGACUCCGGAAGCCAAAGACCUCAUCAAUAAAAUGCUGACUAUCAACCCUGCCAAACGUAUCACAGCUUCAGAGGCACUGAAGCACCCAUGGAUCUGUCAACGCUCUACUGUCGCGUCCAUGAUGCACAGGCAGGAGACUGUGGACUGCUUGAAGAAAUUCAAUGCCAGAAGAAAACUAAAGGGCGCCAUCUUGACAACCAUGCUGGCUACGAGGAAUUUUUCAGCAGCCAAAAGUUUGUUGAAGAAACCGGAUGGAGUGAAGAUAAACAACAAAGCCAACGUGGUAACCAGCCCCAAAGAAAAUAUUCCUACCCCGGCGCUGGAGCCCCAAACUACUGUAAUCCACAACCCUGAUGGAAACAAGGAGUCAACUGAGAGUUCAAAUACAACAAUUGAGGAUGAAGAUGUGAAAGCACGAAAGCAGGAGAUUAUCAAAGUCACUGAACAACUGAUUGAAGCUAUCAACAAUGGGGACUUUGAAGCUUACACAAAAAUCUGUGACCCAGGCCUUACUGCUUUUGAACCUGAAGCUUUGGGUAAUUUAGUGGAAGGGAUGGACUUUCACCGAUUCUACUUUGAAAACGCUUUGUCCAAAAGCAAUAAACCGAUCCACACUAUCAUCCUGAACCCCCACGUGCACCUGGUGGGCGAGGACGCCGCCUGCAUAGCGUACAUCCGGCUCACGCAGUACAUGGACGGCGGCGGGAUGCCCAAGACCAUGCAGUCCGAGGAGACCCGCGUGUGGCACCGCCGGGACGGGAAGUGGCAGAACGUUCACUUUCAUCGCUCGGGGUCACCGACCGUACCCAUCAAGCCACCCUGUAUUCCAAAUGGGAAAGAAAACUUCUCAGGAGGCACCUCUUUGUGGCAAAACAUCUAAGGCCUGAAAACCAUUCCCAUAUGGUCUUCUAAAUAUCAACAGUGCCACUUCUGCAUUCUCCGUUCUCAAGGCACCUGGAAGGUUAUCCUGGGCGGUCCCCUCCUCUUCUUCAUGCAUGUUUCUGAGUGCAUGAAGUUGUGAAGGUCCUACAUGUAAUGCAUAUGUGAUACAUCAUCUUAUAUUCCUUCCUAUACGUUGUUUACACUUCAACUACGGGGAUGUUCCAUGCUAACUUAAAUCACUGUUGGCAAACAAUAGGGGGAGGUCAGACAAAAAAAUUCCACAAUAUUCCAAGUACAACUAUUCAUCAAGUUUCUCUGUUUAUGCCAAGACUUAACAGACUUAAAAACUAUUGUUUUCUGAAUGACAGUUUGUAAGAGAAAUGUAAAUUUUUUAGAACUCUUUGCUGUUAAUCUGUUUUGGUUUGUUUGUUUUUUGGGGUUUUUUUUUGUUUGUUUUUUAAAAAAAAGGCAAAAAAAAAUAUACCGUCAGUUUCCUGGUGUGAUCCUGGUUGAAAUGGAUGAUUGUUCAUUGAAAGCUUUGCUGUUUAACAGUUGAAGUGGGUUGAUAUGUGGGCAAAAAUCACUUAUGAAUGUAAAAGAAAGAAUCAGGUGGUUUGCUAUCAUCUAAAGCCAUGUGGUUUUUGGUCAAACUAUGUAAACUGGAAAAAUUCACAUCAUUUAUGAGUUUGAUCACUUCAGUUUAUAUUCACACUGUUUUGGUGAAUUUCCUGCAUUGAGUUUUUUUUCUUUCUCAAAUCUAUGCUCUCUUUUCUUUAUUUCAUUUAUUUCCUAUUUGUUGCUUUUGUUUGAUUCCUUUUCUAUUUUUCUUUUGUUCCAUUCUUUCCCAUUUUUUGGCUGGGAGUAUAUGAGAAAAGAAUGAAAGUGAAAUUUGCAAAAUGAGGCUAAAAUAGAAAUCAAGGCCUUUUGGGAGUUGCUAAACUAGCACUUUUGACCAUCUUCAGGGCCCACAAAAAUGUUGUCAAGAUUUUAAAGGUUUUUAAUUCUGCUUAGGCUCUAGUUUGGACUUAGGUGUCCUAAUUGUGUUGGAGGUAUUCAAAUUGUUUAAACUUAGGGUAAAAGCAGAUAGUUGCUCCUGUAACUGCAAUGUCUUUCUGAUUGGGACAGUUGCCAGGAGAAUACUAAGUCGUUAGCAGAGAAGGAUUUUGCAAAUGCACUGAAUUCCUCCUUGUGGAAUGCAGCCCCCACCCCCUCCCCCAUCAUCCCUGGCUAGUUUUCUAAAGUUAGAGAAGCUUAGGAAUGUUUUCCAUUCUCAUAAGUGUUUUGAACUUGAUCUUUGUGACUUGUGCUUUUUCAGCUUCUCUCUUGAGUCAGAGUAUCAUUAUCUUCCUCUAAGGAGUUAGGAUUUUCCAGUUUAAAACAAAAAGAAAAGGGAAAUGUCCUGGAUUCUCUUAGUGCUCCUCAUUUCUUCUUUGUUGAUUCAAUUCCCGUGAGGGUUUUUCUCCUCCCUGAAAUGCUUUCUAGCGCAUGGGCUCUCCAUCCGUGUUAUUUUAACGAUAGUAAUUCACUGUCCUCAGAAGCAGCCUAUUUUUAAAGCAGAAGCAAAAAACAAAAACAAAACAACAAAAAAAAAACCCUCCCUCUUCUCUCUCAUGUCACCUUUCUGUGUUGAUUACUAAUCACGUUAGAUAUUAUCGCUAGUGGGUGUAUGAUAGAUGGAUUGAAGCUUUUCUGAUAAUUAUUACACAAUUUAAAACAAUAUAUAUUUAAAAUAAAUAUAUACAGUAAAUGUAUUGAGCCAUGUUAACCUGCCAAUGAAAUCUGUGAAAAAGUAACGGCCUCAUUUUUCCCUUUUUAAUUUCUUUGACCUUUUUGUGAAGCGGCUAUCCGUGGCAUACAUGUAUUUUAAAAUAAUUAGGCGUAGAGUGUUUUUUUUUUUACACUUUUAAUUUAGCAUGUGGUGCUGAAGUAUUACCGUAGAUCAAGUUUGUCUUCCGCACUCAGACGUGAGGACAUUGUGAUUUGUUCUCUCCACCACAACUGAAUUACACCGUUAUUAUCUUCUGUCAUUUUGAAACACUGCAGUUUACCAUGGGACACUGUAUAUAUUUCUUGCCAUAAUGGUAAAUGACUGAUUGAUAUAUUUAAGAGUUAAUAAAUUUGUGAUUUCUGCUGA
Molecule: messenger RNA, 4467 nt
Organism: Microcebus murinus (gray mouse lemur)
Lineage: Eukaryota; Metazoa; Chordata; Mammalia; Primates; Cheirogaleidae
Gene: CAMK2D
Product: calcium/calmodulin dependent protein kinase II delta
Biological process (GO): protein phosphorylation
Molecular function (GO): calcium/calmodulin-dependent protein kinase activity; ATP binding; calmodulin binding
Source: RefSeq, a predicted model, not a curated record